Molecule: messenger RNA, 324 nt
Organism: Soboliphyme baturini
Lineage: Eukaryota; Metazoa; Nematoda; Enoplea; Dioctophymatida; Soboliphymatidae
Source: the annotation of a GenBank genome assembly
AUGACUCGUCUUUUGUCGCUGUACCUGAUUGCAUUGUUGCUCGGCCCUCUGCUGGCAGCGGAUAUCACUUCGACAGAUGCGACCGCUGACCUCAGCCUCACCAUGACGACGACAUCGAGGACUUCCCUUACCACCCUCAGAACCUGUGGCGAGAACGAAGAGUACAGAUCGUGCGGCCCGCUGUGCAGACCGACGUGCAGCGACGUCAGGAAACGGCGACAUAGGUUCUGUUCGUUGCGUUGUUUUUCCGGCUGCUUUUGCAAAGACGGCUACGUGUUAAAAGGCGGCCUGCAGAAAGACUGCGUCAAGAAAGAGACCUGCUGA